Messenger RNA from Betta splendens (Siamese fighting fish), 1897 nucleotides. RefSeq names its product LanC antibiotic synthetase component C-like 1 (bacterial) (gene lancl1). Gene Ontology annotation, cellular component: plasma membrane. Bases 171 to 1391 code for a protein of 406 amino acids. Lineage: Eukaryota; Metazoa; Chordata; Actinopteri; Anabantiformes; Osphronemidae. The record is from RefSeq and is a predicted model, not a curated record. Gene Ontology annotation, biological process: carbohydrate metabolic process; peptide modification. The transcript has 10 exons.
CUUCCGUAACAGCGAGUGGCAGUAGGGAGUUAUAUAAAGCUCAAAUUCCGCCCCUGCUUCAAAAUAUACCGACGAAGAAGAUUAACCAACAACAGUGCUGCACUUGCAGAGAUUCAUCUGACCCACACAGCGUGGUACAUAUAAAGCAGUGCAGUAACCACGCUGUGAAAAUGGACACAAGAGCCUUGAAGAAUCCAUAUCGAGACUAUGAUGGGAGCCCUGCCUCCACACAUGCGCUGUUUGACAGUCAGGGCAAGCUCACACCAGAGUUUGCACAGCGACUGAGUUGCAAGGUCAGCGAGCUUCUAGCUGUCAUGGAAGAUGGGCUGAAGUCUGCGGAUCCACGAGACUGCACCAUGUACACUGGCUGGGCAGGCAUUGCUCUGCUCUACUUGCACUUGCAUGAUGUAUUCAGGGACCCCACCUUCCUUCAGAGAGCUCUAGAUUAUGUCAGCUGCAGUCUGAAGUGUCUGACCCGACGUCAUGACGUCACCUUUCUGUGUGGGGAUGCAGGGCCCUUGGCCGUGGCUGCUGUAGUGUACUAUCGCCUGCAGAGGGGGCACGAGACCGACGAGUGCAUCAACAGACUGCUGCAGUAUCACCAGACUGUGGUGACAGGUUCAGGUGGGCUGCCAGAUGAGAUGCUUUAUGGGCGGAUGGGUUAUCUCUACUCACUCAUCUUCAUUAAUCAACAGCUUGGGCAGGACAGGAUCCCUCUGCAGUACAUUCAACAGAUCAGUGAGGCUGUACUGGCAUCAGGCGAACACCUCAGCAGGAAGUUCAGGAUCCAGAAUCAAAGCCCUCUGAUGUACGAGUGGUAUCAAGAGCAGUAUGUUGGUGCUGCCCAUGGCUUGGCUGGUAUUUAUUAUUUCCUCAUGCAGCCUGGCUUCGUCUCCAUGGAGGAGCAUGUGCACAGGCUGGUGAGGCCCAGCGUUGACCACGUCUGUCGCCUUAAGUUCCCCUCGGGAAACUACCCACCAUGCAUUGGGGACGAUCGAGACCUACUGGUGCACUGGUGCCACGGGUCACCAGGGGUGAUCUAUAUGCUCUUGCAAGCUCACAAGGUCUUCGGUGCCUCCCAUUACCUGGCAGAUGCCCUGCAGUGUGGAGAGGUGGUCUGGAGGUUUGGGCUGCUGAAAAAGGGCUAUGGGCUGUGUCACGGCGCAGCGGGUAACGCGUACGCUUUCCUGGCUCUCUACAGGCAAACCAUGGACCCCAAGCACCUUUACAGAGCAUGCAUGUUUGCAGACUGGUGUAUGAACUAUGGCAAACAUGGAUGCCGAACACCAGACACUCCCUUCUCACUUUUUGAAGGGAUGGCCGGCACCAUCUACUUCCUGGCCGACCUCCUGCAGCCAUUAAAAACAAGGUUUCCUGCCUUUGAGGUAUAAACGUUUCCCCACAGGUAAUGCUCACGAUUUCCCCUCAACCACGCUCACUGCAAAGGAUGUUAGCACGAAAAGGCCCGUUCUCCCGCUUUGGACAUCAUGCCAUGCUUUCUUGCUAUGUUCUACAGCAAAACCUAUAAUUGUUGUGACUAAAUAUGAAAGGUGAGGCCUCUGCAGUUUGCAUAUCUUAGUUCUGCUAAUUUUUGAUGUCUUCAAGGUGACAAAAACAAAAAAAGAAAUUAACAUAAACAUACAGUGAUUAUACUGUAAAAUAAUGGGACAGCUAAAUAAUAUUUUGUUAUCAGAUAACAGGUGUAUAUUUGUAAACGCCGUGUUGCUUAAGCUAUAAGAAAGAGAUGUUUCUUUUUUUGUUUUUUGUUUGUUUCAUUGAAUUUUAACCUACAGUAAUAAAAAGCAAGCUGUGUAAUGUGUCAAGGACAAAAACCCAGAGCGUCAACUGUUGUCUGUCUGUCCUUCACGCUGUCUGAGCAAUAAACCACUUUUUUACA